Drosophila sechellia is the source of this 766-nucleotide messenger RNA. It is a transcript of the gene Tcs5, whose product is annotated as TP53 regulating kinase. Gene Ontology annotation, molecular function: protein serine/threonine kinase activity; ATP binding. NCBI's taxonomy places the organism in Eukaryota, Metazoa, Arthropoda, Insecta, Diptera, Drosophilidae. The transcript has a single exon. Gene Ontology annotation, biological process: protein phosphorylation. The record is from RefSeq and is a predicted model, not a curated record. Gene Ontology annotation, cellular component: nucleus; EKC/KEOPS complex; cytosol. The coding region runs from base 61 to 735 and encodes 224 amino acids.
GUGUGGAGUUGCCACCUUGGUUAAAUCAAGUGCGCCGGUUUGUUUUCAAGCGAAUUAAAAAUGUCCCUGGAAAUCCUGAAACAAGGCGCCGAAGGAUGUCUAUAUUUGGGCGAUUUCAAAGGAGAAGCCUGCCUGAUCAAGGAGCGGUUCGUAAAGAAGUACCGCCACCCGGAACUGGACACCCAGAUCACGCGGCAGCGCAUGAAGGCGGAGGCCAAGGCGUCGGGAAGAUGUCUAGCCGCUGGAAUCCUGGCACCAAAGAUCCUCCACUCGGACCUCAACACGCACAAGCUGUAUAUGGAAUACUUCGAUGCAGCCAAGACUGCCAAGCAGUUCAUCCAGGAGACAGUGUCCACUCAGUCGGAGGAUGAAGCCAAGAAAUGUCUGCUGGAGUUCUGCAAGCGGAUUGGUGAAAUCAUUGGGAAAAUGCACUCCAAUCACAUAAUACACGGCGAUCUGACCACUUCGAACAUCCUCAUCAAUCCGAAGGGUGCCGACUACGAUGUCAUCCUGAUUGACUUCGGCUUGAGCCACUACAAUCAGGCCACCGAGGACAAGGGUGUGGAUCUGUACGUCCUGGAGCGGGCGCUACUCAGCACUCACAGCGAACAGCCGUAUCUCUUCGAGCACAUCCUGGCCGCCUAUCGCACAGCGUGCGGUAAGGACGAGCAGGCAGUGCUCUCCAAGUUCGAGGAGGUGCGAGCACGCGGACGCAAACGAACCAUGAUUGGUUAACGAAUAAUAAUAAACUUUAUUGGGAGUUAAA